UUAGUCAAUCCCUUUUGUAACUCUUUGGAAUUUGCCUCAGUGCACAGCUACCUACCCGAAAUAUCGAAAGGCAUGGCCUCCUUAACCAGAAAUUUGACAAGCUAUUCUUGCGUUUUACGAGGAUAUUUGCCAAGGCUAUACAGUACUGGUACAAAAGGUGGAGAUCAAGAUCCUUCCAAAGAAAAGAAACCUGCCAAGAAAGAAACUGUUGCAAAAGCUAAAGAACCUAAGACUGAGCCUUUUGACAACUCCGAGUAUAAAUCAAUAGAGUAUUACCAGUAUAAUGACUUGUCCUAUUAUGAUAUAGACAAUGACAUGUCAGAGUUUAGGCUACCACAACAGUCUAAAUUUGUUCCAGCUUAGUAACAAGUGUGUGUUGUGUCUGUUAUAGAAGUGCUUACAGUUAAUGAGACCUUAUGCUGUCUACAAAACAACAUAUAUGUAACAUGAACUGAAAGAGCUGAUUUAUUCGUUAUGUUAACAUUUAUAUAUUAAAGUAUGAAAUUU
Molecule: messenger RNA, 507 nt
Organism: Mytilus californianus (California mussel)
Lineage: Eukaryota; Metazoa; Mollusca; Bivalvia; Mytilida; Mytilidae
Product: NADH dehydrogenase [ubiquinone] flavoprotein 3, mitochondrial-like
Exons: 3
Coding region: 73-363 (96 amino acids)
Cellular component (GO): mitochondrion
Source: RefSeq, a predicted model, not a curated record